AUGAGCUCCUUGAACGACGUCGCAGGCCCCCAGCAGAGGCAAUUCAACCCAUACACCGAGAAUGGAGGCACUAUUCUGGCCAUUGCGGGCACAGACUUCAGCGUGAUCGCUGGAGACACGCGUCAGUCUGAAGGAUAUAACAUUCAAACGCGAUAUGCACCAAAGGUGUUCCGAUUAACCGACCGCGCAGUGCUAGCUGUGAACGGUUUCGCGGCGGAUGGGAACAUGUUCGUGAAGAAAGUGAAGCAGCGGCUAGAGUGGUACCGCCAUGCACAUGCCAAGGACAUGCCCCUACAUGCCAUCGCCCGCCUUAUUCAAACAAUGCUCUACGCCCGCAGAUUUUUCCCCUACUACGUCUAUAAUAUCCUCGGGGGUAUUGAGGAUGACGGCUCGGGCGCCGUGUACUCCUUCGACCCCGUCGGCUCCUACGAGCGGGAAACAUGUCGAGCCGCUGGUGCAGCGCAGUCGCUGGUGCAGCCGUUCUUAGACAACCAGAUAUAUUUUAAGAAUCAGCAGCCUGCUCCUGGGACGUCUUUCCCUGCUCACCUACCCCUUCCCAUCGUUCUUAAGCUGGUAAUCGACUCCUUCACGGGAGCGACGGAGCGCCAUAUUGAGGUCGGUGAUGGCUUGGAGAUGUAUGUCGUGUUAGCCAAGGGGCGUGAUCUCAGCGGGCUGGAGGGCAUCGUUGGCCUGCAGGAGCUCUCGACAAAAUCGGACGGCGAACGGAUUUUCGUCAUUAGGAGAGAACUUAAGAAGGAUUAA
Messenger RNA from Gloeophyllum trabeum ATCC 11539, 762 nucleotides. RefSeq names its product N-terminal nucleophile aminohydrolases Ntn hydrolase. Gene Ontology annotation, cellular component: proteasome core complex. The record is from RefSeq and is a predicted model, not a curated record. NCBI's taxonomy places the organism in Eukaryota, Fungi, Basidiomycota, Agaricomycetes, Gloeophyllales, Gloeophyllaceae. The coding region runs from base 1 to 762 and encodes 253 amino acids. The transcript is spliced from 6 exons.